Molecule: messenger RNA, 3202 nt
Organism: Nicrophorus vespilloides
Lineage: Eukaryota; Metazoa; Arthropoda; Insecta; Coleoptera; Silphidae
Gene: aub
Product: protein aubergine
Exons: 5
Coding region: 172-3006 (944 amino acids)
Biological process (GO): regulatory ncRNA-mediated gene silencing
Cellular component (GO): P granule
Molecular function (GO): piRNA binding; protein binding
Source: RefSeq, a predicted model, not a curated record
UUUCCAACGAACCGGAAACUGGUGGGAUAAUAUUUGAAACAACCAAUCGGCAAGUUAUAUUUGCCGGAAACCAUACAACGAAGAGUAUAAAUACGCUGGAUUUGCACAUUUUUUUAUUGCAGUUCUAAUCUUGUGUGGCACUGCGUCGUCGGUAUCUUCAGUACAACCAAAAUGAGCGGUUUCAGUCGUGGCAGAGGAAAAUCUCCUCGUGGUCGUUACAGACCAGAAAAUCCUACUCAAACCCCACAACCUCCACGCGGUGGCCAUCGAGGCCCACCAACUCAAUUCCAACCGCAGCCACCAAUGGGAGCAUGGUCUCAAAGACCCCAAAUAGCGCCCCAAGCUGUUCCUGCCAUGCCGAGACCUCAAAGUAGUCAAAUGUCCAGAGCCCCACAACCACAAACUGUUUACCCAGCUAGAGCACCACAGCCACAAGGUGCUUGGGCAGCUAGAAGCCAGGCCCCACAACAAUAUGAACCACCGCAGAGAGAAAUCAGACGUGACUAUGAAGAACCUGCAUCUGCCGUUUCGCAAGCCGCAGGCGAUGUCACAUCAAGUGCUCCUCAAGCAAUAGAUGAGGCUCGACCUGGAGCUGGCGGAGAUGCAUCAGUUCAAUAUUCUGGUCGUGGAGGGAUAAGAGGUCAAAGAGUCAUUGUUAAUGACUACAAUGUUGUAACAAAGCCAGCGACUUGCCAGACAAAGCAAGGAACAACUGGCAGAACUAUAAUGGUUUCUGCAAAUUACUUUGACCUUCUAAGUAAACCAAAUUGGUGUAUAUAUCAAUAUAGAGUUGAUUUUGCACCAGAAGAAGAACUCACAUCAGUGAGGAAGUCGUUAUUUCGUACUGCUGUUAAAGAUUUUUUAUUUGGAUAUCUAUUUGAUGGAACAGUAUUGUAUGCACCAAACAGAUUAAGCCAAGAAUUCUUAGAGCUGUUUGUCAUAAAUGCUGCAACAAAUAACAGCAAGACGCGUAUUACUCUGAAAUUGGUUGGUGAUGUUGUCCAAGGUGAUCAUCAUUAUUUGCAACUUUUCAACAUUAUUGUUCGCAAAUGUAUGACUCAUUUAAAUUUGCAAUUGGUUGGGCGCAAUUAUUUUGACCCUGGAGAAAAGUCUUCAAUGGAGCAAAUGGAGAUAUGGCCUGGAUAUAUAACGUCCAUUCGGCAACAUGAGAAGAAAAUACUUAUGUGCUGUGAGAUAACGCACAAAGUGAUGCAGUUCCAAACUGCUCUCGAUGUUUGGUCGGAAUGUUUAAAUGUUAGAAAUAGAAAUCCAUUAGAGGAAUAUAAGAAGAGAAUAAUUGGAUGUGUUGUCCUGACUGAUUAUAAUAAUAAAACUUAUAGAAUAUCAGAUGUGGAUGAACAGCAAACACCUGCUGAUGGAUUUUUGAAGAAAGAUGGAACUAAAAUUACCUAUGCACAGUAUUUUGCAGAGAGAUACAGAAGGAAGGUUACCAAUAUGAGACAGCCGAUUCUCGUACAUAAGAGUAAAGGACGGGAGAUCCGAGCUGGAAUGUCUGAAUUUAUUUAUUUGGUGCCGGAGUUGUGCAGAAUGACUGGUUUAACUGAACGACAACGUCAAAACUUUACGCUGAUGAAAAAUCUUGCGAAUUACACCCGGGUUACACCAAACGAGAGAAUUCGGAAAACUUUGCAGUUCUCUGAACGUAUACGAAAUAAUGCGAAUGCGAUGGAAGAGAUAAAGCAGUGGGAUUUCAAAUUAGCCAGAAACAUUAUUGAAUUCCCAGCCAGGGUACUGCCUGCUGAGAAAGUGAUCUUUAAUAAUCAUGCUUAUCUCUCAUCAGGAGGUAAAGUUGAUUGGACAAAUGAUUUAAAAACGCACAAAAUGUUUAUUGACAAACCUUUGAACAACUGGGUAAUUAUGUUCACCAAAUAUGAUGAUAAUAAUACUCGAGCAUUCGUCAACACCUUAAAGAAAGUUUCGAGUGAUAUGGCAUGGAAGAUUGGCAAUCCAACUUAUUGUUUAGUUAAUGGCGAUGAUGGUGCUUCAUAUGUACAAAAAAUAAAGGCAUAUAUACAAGAAAGACCAAAUACUCAAUUGAUAGUAUGUAUUCUAUCAAAUAACAGGAGUGAUCGAUAUUCCGCAAUUAAAAAGGAAUGUAUCUUAAAGUUGGAAAUUCCAAGCCAAGUUGUUCUAUCCAAGAAUAUCACACCAAAACAAAAAGCAGGGGGAUCGAGUUCUCCACCAGGUGGCUCAUUAUCUGUUGUUUCCAAAGUAGCUGUGCAAUUGAAUGCUAAACUUGGGGGAUCUCCUUGGACAGUUUUAAUACCAUUAAAACAUCUUAUGGUAAUUGGAUAUGAUGUUUGUCACGAUCCCAAUGAUAAAUCUAAGUCGAUUGGAGCGAUUGUGGCAUCAAUGGACACCCAUUUAAGCAGAUAUUGUUCCAACACUACCAAACACACAAGUGGCCAGGAGUUAAGUAGCAACAUUGCAAUAAAUUGCAUAGCUUUUGUCCAACGCUACAAAGUGCUCCAUAACAUUCUACCAGAAAGAAUUGUAUUGUUCAGGGAUGGCGUCGGUGAUGGGCAAUUACACUAUGUACUUGAACACGAGAUUGUUCGUUUGAAGACAGAUUUGGAGCAAUUCUACAAAGAAAAUAACCAAGUACUGAAGUUGGCAUUCAUCGUUGUCUCAAAGCGGAUCAACACCAGGAUUUUUAACAAUGAGAAGAACCCAGAUGCCGGAACAGUGGUUGAUAGUUGUAUUACCUUGCCGCAAAGGUAUGAUUUCUUCUUGGUAUCUCAGUGCGUACAUCAGGGCACUGUUACCCCCACUUCAUAUAACAUUAUAUAUGAUACAGCAGGUUUGUCGGCCGACAAACUGCAGUUGUUAUCGUAUAAAUUAACGCACAUGUACUAUAAUUGGUCUGGAACCGUACGUGUGCCAGCUCCUUGCCAAUAUGCCCAUAAAUUGGCAUUUUUGACCGCACAGUCUCUCAGAGACGUCUACAGAGGAGUGAAAAUGGAUAAUCUUCUAUAUUUUUUGUAGUUUGUUUGCAUUGCACGUUAGAAUUAGUUUUUAUUUCAUUUUUUUUAUAAUCGGACUUUUAUUCCAUAAAUAUAGUAUAUUUCUAAACUGUAUUAGUAGGUUCUCAAAUAAUCUAGUAUAACAUUAUUUUUUAGUUCUAAGGAUUAGAAUAAAUAUUUAUUUUUGUUAGUUAUAAUAAAAUGUUUCAUUAGAGUUC